GUUGAGGAAGCAGCAUCCACGGAGAAGAAGAAGAACAAAGAGCGGAAGCGAUACACUUUCGUGUGUCGCUUUUUUACGUGAACUAAAGUUGCAGUUCUACCACAUAGUUCGUUUCCAAUUUUGUGGACUGCAUUUGAAAACACUACAUGGACACCAAGCUGACAUUUCUAGGUUGUACCAUAGCAAAGCGAUUUUGACCCAGAUGACAUCCACACCAAAGGUCCAGUUAGUGCCGCUGCCAUGGGCGGAGCUCCUUCUCUACUGGCUGCUGUCCUUUGGCUCUCAUCUUUACUCUUUUUAUGAACUUUACAGAUUCUCAAGAGAGCACGAAGCGGGAUUAAACAGAGAAUUGCAUCUGGAAAAAGGACUUAUUGGAGGUUUUAAAAGGGAUGCAGCAGACUUUGAGUGGACUUUCUGGACCGAAUGGGCUAAGAAGUCCUUGCUGUGGACUCUGAUAGGUCACGGUGUCAUAUCCAGAUUGUGCAGCAUCUUCUACCCACAGUUUCGAGCAGCGGUGCUCACAGUUUAUGGAUUCUUAGCAGCCAGCAGCGUGUUGGGUCUUAAAGGUGUAGGCGUGCUGCUCCUGCAUCUGGCGUUGUCGUUUACCGUGGCCCAGCUGAAAAGACCCGCUCUUUCAUGGACCUGCAACCUUCUGCUCCUCUGCACUCUUCACAUCCGGCCUCUUCAGGAGAUCCAGAGAGGCUGGUACGACAGCGAGGAGGAGUACUACCUGCUACUCUUCAGCGUUGCCGUGGGAAGCCUUCGCCUCAUCAGCUUCAGCCUGGAGCACUGCUGCCGCCCCUCGGGCCGCGACGGCGCCCUGCAGCUCUGCUGGUUGUUUUCGUACGCCUUCUACCAUCCGUUCUUCUACAACGGCCCCAUCGUGACAUACAACGACUACGUGGAGCAGAUGCAGAGGCCUGCAGAGGAAAGUGACAGGCUCAAAUUAGGCUUCCGCUACUUGUUACUCAGGUCAGGACGCAUCCUGAUAUGGUGGUGCAUUGCAGAAUACAUGAUCCAUGUCAUGUACAUGCACUCCAUCCAGUCCAAUGAGACCUUCCUGGAGAUUCUUCCCCCUUGGGCCUUGGGUGGUCUGGCGCUGGCCUUGGUGCAGUUCUUCUUCGUCAAGUAUUUGGUUUUGUUCGGCCUCCCGUCCAUGUUGGCCACCUUGGAUCAGCUGGUUCCGCCGAACCUGCCUCGCUGCGUCAGCAUCAUGUACAGCUUCACCGGCAUGUGGCGGCAUUUUGACAAGGGUCUGUAUCGAUGGCUCCUCAGAUACAUCUACGUGCCUCUGGGAGGUUCGCAUCACGGAGUUCACUACAAGAUGUUGUCCACAGCGCUGGCGUUUGGCUUUGUCUGCCUUUGGCAUGGCGGCCAUGACUACCUACAGUACUGGGCCCUGAUGAAUUGGCUGGGGGUUCUGAUGGAAACAGGCCUGAAGGCUCUCUUUGGCUCAGCGCUUGUCUACUCCUUUUUUGAGCGGCAUUUCUCUGCGGCAACAAGGAGGCGCUGCGCCGCGUUCCUCUUGGCCUUCUCCACCGCCAUGCUCAUCCUCUCGAAUCUGGUCUUCCUGGGGGGAAUCCAUGUCGGCAGAAUCUUCUGGAAGCGUGUCUUCCUUCAAGGCUGGUCCACCGUGGCGCCGCCAAUGCUGGCCUUCCUCUACUGCUUUGCCCAGGUCGGGCUGGAGUGGACUUCUCACCCGUCGUGAGUCACCUUGACUUUUGCAAACCGGGAACCCGCAAACUCCUGAAUAAAGCAACAGCGCGGCCAAAACCACACGCGGAACCUGGCCGGCGGCCACAGAAGCUGCCCACAAAGCUGGCAGCGGACUCAGAUGGUCAGUACUGUUUUUGACUUUCUUUCUUUGUUCAAAUCUACAUGCUGUAGACCAGGGACUCUUCAUCUUUAGGACCUCGGGGUCCAACUUUUCCACUCAAAUAUUAACACACAAUAUUAGUCAUCUUACUCUUGAUUUCAAUCAUAUUCAAUAACUAUACCUAACCUAUUUACAGUUUAAAACAGGGGUGUCAAACGUACAAGUAUAAAAAUUAGCUGCUUUUUUUUUUUAACGAAAGAAACUCCUGUUCUAAAUGUGUCCACUGGAUGUCACAAUAGCAAUUAUGUUAGGCAAGCAAACGGUUUAUACCGGGGCCAAGCAGGAGGUACACAGUAAAGGGUGACUGAGGCUCCUACUCCUCGCAUACUUGCCAACCCUCCCGAUUUUCCCGGGAGACUCCCGAAUUUCAGUGCCCCUCCCGAAAAUCUCCCGGGGCAACCAUUCUACCAAAUUUCUCACGAUUUCCACUCGGACAACAAUAUUGGGGGCGUGCCUUAAAGGCACUGCCUUUAUCGUCCUCUCUUACCUGAAACCUUCACCGCUUAACAGCCGCAUGCUGUCCAGGCGUCCGCUUUUCCUCCAUAUAAACAGCGUGCCGACCCAGUCACAUAAUAAUGUAGCGUUGGACGGGUUUAACAAUGCUCUUUACUCGAAGAUGUCAAGAAAUGCUGACACGUUGUAUGAUCUUUUAACUGGUUAAAUGAUAACGUUGAUUUCAAGCACACACACACACAAGUGAAUGCAAUGCAUACUUACGUAUAAACAACUUUAACACUGUUACAAAUAUGCGCCACACUGUAAACCCACACCAAACAAGAAUGACAAACACAUUUCGGGAGUACAUCCGCACCGUAACACAACAUAAACACAACAGAACAAAUACCCAGAACCCCUUGCAGCACUAACUCUUGCGGGACGCUACAAUAACAUCUAUGGCUUUUGGAGCUCAGUGCACAACUGCACACACAACAAGAAGGAGACGAAGCAAAAGAACGAAGAAGAGACAUGGCGACGACGAGGAAAAAGAAGAAAUACGCUUGCAAUUUCCAAAAUGAUUGGAAAAAAUAAUUUUAUUUAAUCCAGGACAGCUCGAAGGGGAAGGGGUAUGGUGCCUGCACAUCAACCCCGCCCCCAACACCCCCCAUCUCCCGAAUUCGGAGGUCUCAAGGUUGGCAAGUAUGCCUCCUCGACCCACAUCAAACUUAAAACCUGCCAUUUUAUGUCUUCUGGUUCGAACACAUCGUCAUUUGGCACCCUUACUCCCCCAAAAUGUCUCUGUCAAACACGAGAAAAUUGAACUUAACCCUUUUGAAUAGUUUUUACCUCCGUUUCCUACGGUUUGUUGAGUUAGCAUUGGAUUGAUACGUGGACAUGACAAAGGAGGUAUUUGAUACCUCGAAGAGUGUACAUGUUGUGUUUUUUGUUCAAUCCCAGAAAGACUGUGACUUAAAGUUUAAUCCUGGCUUUGUAGAUACACUGAGACAAAGUCUAAGCUCAUUGUGUUUUUGAAGCUGCACCAAUUUCCUCAGAAUUUUCAACAAACUUGAAGUGUUUCGUCCAGAGGAUUACUUGUGAUUUGUACGUUUUCAGAAUGUGCUUGUUCUAUUUUUGGCCAAAGUAAAACAAAGAAAACAACCUGGAGUUGUCUUUAUUUUUAAGUUAUCAUGCCAUGAUUUUACCCCUGAGUUAAAAUGAGUUUGACACCCCUGGUUUAAGACCUUGUCAAAUAAUAUGAAAGCAUGUGUUAAUCACAAAUCACACAUGAUUUAUUUAUCACAUAAACCUUAGGCUUAGGUCAGGCUGAUUAGGAAAAAAAAACUAACCCAAAUAUGCUGCAUAAGAAGGGACUCAUAAAUAACGACGAAAAAUACAUUUAUGUUGAGCUAAAAUAAAUAAACUAAAUUAUUAAUGAACAUGUUUCUUAAUUAAACUGUCAAUAAAAUUAAAGUCAAAAUUGAAAAUACAGCUUCACCACUUUAGUAUUAUUUUUGUGCCUAAGAAACUUCUCCAUGACUUUAGCUCAGAGUUGUCAAACGUGCGGCCCGCGAACAGGUUUUAUCCGGCCCGCGUGAGGAGUUUGCCAAGUAUUAAAAUGAGCUCCAUUUUUAUUUUUUUAUUGAAAGAAACUGCUGUUCUAAAUGUGUCCACUGGAUGUCACAAUAGCAAUUCUGUUAGGACUAGCAAAAGCUACAAAGUAAAGCGUGGCUGCGGCUCCUCUACCUCGACCAAAAUUAAACUUAAAACCUGUUGUUUUAUGUCUUCUGCUUCGAACACAUCAUUAUUUGGCACCCUUACUCCCCCAUAAUGUCUCUGUCAAAAACGAGAAAACUUAACCCUUUUGAAUAGUUUUUACCUCCGUUUCUUACGGUUUGCUGAGUUAGCACUGGAUUGAUACGUGGACAUGACAAUGAUACUUAGAAGAGGCCACAUGUGUUUUUUGUUCAAUCCCAGAAAGACUGUGACUUAAAGUUUAAUCCUGGCUUUGUAGAUACACUGAGACAAAGUCUAAGCUCAUUGUGUUUUUGAAGCUGCACCAAUUUCCUCAGAAUUUUCAACAAACUUGAAGUGUUUCGUCCAGAGGAUUAUUUGUGAUUUGUACGUUUUCAGAAUGUGCUUGUUCUAUUUUUUGGCCAAAGUAAAACAAAGAAAACGACCUGGAGUUGUCUUUAGUUGUAAGUUAUCAUGCCAGGAUUUUACCAUUACGGCCCACUUGGGAAUAGAUUUUCCUCCAUGCGGCCCCUGAGCUAAAAUGAGUUUGACACCCCUGCUUUAGCUCCAGACUUAUUCUGUUUACUGCUACAAGUGGUGACAAAGUGUAUUACAACUGAGUAUUGCUGCGGCCCAUACGGACCACAGCUGAUACUUUUUUGGCUGUAGAUGACUCAUGCCAGUGUUUAGUGGAGGCUGCACCAGCAGCACACACCAUCUCACUUAUAAAUAAGUACCUUUAAUGCAGAGUAAAUGUAAUGUUUACACUCACAUUAGCGACUCCACAUGUAGUGUAUACUGGGUGACACUAAUAUCAGUAGAUGCAUUAGCCGACACUCUCAGGCGAGCCGCCAGGCUUCUCGUUAAUAGAUGACAUUCAUCCUCCGGAAUGCACGGACUAAUUGCUCUUUUUGCCGCAAAGCAAUUUCCCACCAAUUGGCCUCAAAGAUCUGUAGCUUCCUAAAAAGUUAAACAAAUAAUCGACCUCUCAGUUUCAAAGAAUGUUGUCUGUCGACCAAUAGGAAACAACUACUUUGGGUUGAUUCUGUUUUAAAUGCAUCUAUCUCACGGAAGCAUGUAUCACAGCUUUACAGAUGCCCGAACAUCUGCAAUUCUUGGCUCCCAGAUUUGAACAAAAUGUGUAAAAACUGGAGCUGUCAAUGUUACCGUGGUAACACAUGCAAUUAAUCACAAGAAAAAUACUUGCAUUAUAGAUUAAUUAUUCUUUUUUUAUAGUUACCUUACAGGUCAGUAAGGAUGGGUACCGAAUCCCGCUCUUUUUUUUGGCACUGACCGAAUCCCGCCGGACCUUCCAGGUACCGAUUCACGUCAAAUCCAACAGUGCCAUGUUUCGGUACCUGAGUUCCGCAUGAGUGACGCCUGAUUGGCACUUAACAAUUGCCCCGGCAGCACUGAGCCAAACUAACUUUACGCAAUGUUGCAAUUUUUAUGCCAACAAAGAAAUUGACUCAAAAAACACUCACAGUUAAGGAGGGCUCCACUUUUCCAAAAAUGAUGCUAAUAUACAUUGGCUUUGCUAUUGACAUACCACUGAUUAGCACUAGUGAUGUCAACACUUCCAAAAUUUUAAAGAAAACUACAAUUAAGAUGUACAUUACAAUUAAACAGCUGGUGCGUAAUAAGCACAAUACUUACAGUAUUAACAUUUUGUAGGGCGCAACAGACAGCAAUGACUGAACUAACACAACAUUAACUAUACACUACUGCCAUCUAAUGUCUUGGACUUGCAACUGUAAUUGAGACUGAGGAAGUUCAUAAUAAAACAGGAUAUAACAACAUGACAGCAGUUAUAAUCAGCUGAUUUUUACAUGUUGCAAAAAAAUUAGAUUUUAUUAUUUUUAAAAAAACGAUUAACAUUCAUUACCACACCCAAAAGAACAGAAAAUUGGUAUCAAUUCCUGGCAACUGGGAAUCGAUACCGUAUCGGUUCAAAUGUGAUCGGUACCCAUCCCUGACGUCAGUGAUCAGGUCAAUACGCACGUCAAUGCAAAGAUGAGUGAGGGGACUCCAACUGUUGUGCUCGCUGGCAAAUUUUGCACAAUCAUUGCACCUUUUUUGCACAAUUAUUGCAGGAUCGUUCAAAAUGUGCACCUCGUAAUUACUGUUAGCAAAUUUUGAGCAAAUAAAUCAUGUACAUUCAGGUAACACGUUGAACAAAUGUCGGUGUGGGACA
Molecule: messenger RNA, 6239 nt
Organism: Entelurus aequoreus (snake pipefish)
Lineage: Eukaryota; Metazoa; Chordata; Actinopteri; Syngnathiformes; Syngnathidae
Gene: hhat
Product: hedgehog acyltransferase
Exons: 12
Coding region: 203-1708 (501 amino acids)
Biological process (GO): protein palmitoylation
Cellular component (GO): endoplasmic reticulum
Molecular function (GO): palmitoyltransferase activity
Source: RefSeq, a predicted model, not a curated record